Messenger RNA from Mytilus trossulus (common blue mussel), 1013 nucleotides. RefSeq lists its product as uncharacterized. The transcript has 4 exons. The coding region runs from base 139 to 777 and encodes 212 amino acids. The record is from RefSeq and is a predicted model, not a curated record. NCBI's taxonomy places the organism in Eukaryota, Metazoa, Mollusca, Bivalvia, Mytilida, Mytilidae.
ACACUUGAAGGUGAAUAUGUUUGCAGAGAGAAAACAUACAAAAAGUUAAAUGUGGAAGAUGCUCAAUCCACGUCAAAAAGAAAAACAUUUGAUAACGCGGGGAAGAGUGAUAAAAAAGAGCAUUCAAAAUAUGAAAAUAUGCCGCGGAAGAAUGCUAGGACAAGAACUAGACAACUUGAAAAUACUGCUGAAUUUAGGCAAUUUAGAAAUACCCAAACAAAGACACUAUCUAAAAAGGACAAAACCACUCAGUCACGAGUGAAUGACCCUCUUAAUAUUAUAGAAGAUGACUCAAUUGCCGAUCCAUAUACUCAGAAACGAACAGACUUUCUGAGACAUGUGCACGAGGAGGGUAUCGAUAAUGUAAAUCAACCAAACCUAGAAGAAGAUAGAAGUUCGACAUUUAAUCUUAAGAAUAAGCAACUUCCAAUAAUUGACAAAAAUCCUACAACUAACAUAAUUCCAAGCGUUGCUACAGUAAAACCUAGACUAAGAAGAAAAGAAAAAGACCCCAACAACCAAUGGACAACACGCGAACACCAUUUAGCAGUAACGCAACCUGAUAAUCAAGAUGUUUUAAGGAAAGUAGCAACAAGUAGAGCUCCACGACCUUCAGAAUCUGAAAUGUCAAAUAAUGUCCAUUCGGGGUCUUCAUCAGAUACAAGUCAGGCAGAAAAUUCAAAUGAGUCCUCCGAAAAUUCCAGAUCGUCGACAUUUGACCCCGGUGAGGAAACUGCAUUGAAGUAUUUACCACCUGUGGAUUCAAUUGAUUUCUGACCUACGUUUAAAAAAAGAAUAACGAGCCAUAUUAUAAUAUGUAUAUAAUUGUGUUAUUUGAAGUUUUGAAAUUUAAACCUUCUUUUUAAAUGAUAUUUAUGUGUGAUUAAUUUAUAUGAGUGCGUGUGUGUGUUUUGUCUUAGUUUGCAAGUCAGAAUUACAAAUAAUGAUUCUAACUUUUAAUUUCUAACGAUUGCGACUUGAAUAAAUGACUGCUAUUGAAUGUUGAAAAUAUA